UCUGUUGUAUAGGGUCCACUGCUUUCAGAACGUUCAUCCGAAGCAAAGUAUAAGCCAUAAUCCGCAUUUAGGAAUCGCUUCCCUUUACAGAAGCGAUUCCGACCGCGUAUCUUCCGGCAAUAUACGGCGUCAGCCACCUCGGCCGCCUACGAAAAGGAGAAUCCAUACUGAUCCACGCGGCGACAGGUGCGGUCGGAUAGACGGCGAUCGAGCUUUCUAAGCAUAUCGGAGCCGAAGUCUCCGUGGCGGUAAGCUCAAAAGAAAAGAGGACCUUGGUAAAUGGACUAUACGGAGCCCCAGAUAAUCGCGUUUUCUUUAGUCAAAAUCUUUCUGUCGGGCGUCGAAUCAUGAAGGCUGGAAGUGGACGGGGCGUCGACAUCAUCUUAAAUCGCCUCUCCGGCAGGGGCCCGGCCGAGUCAUGGAGAACUCUGCCACCACCAGGACGAUUUGUCGAGAUAGGUAAGCGAGACGUCCAUACGUUCGAGCAGCUUUCGAUGCAGCCCCUUUCCAAGAAUAUCUCGUAUCACUCCGUCGAGUUAGAAACAGUGGACCGAUAUAAUCCCGAUUACAUGGCACAAUUAGUCAAAGAGACAGAGGAUGCGUUAUUUAACGGCACUAUGUCUUCCCCUCGGUCGGUGAGUGUAUUCUCGAGGGUGGAAUUUGAGUCCGCAAUCAGUUACCUGCAAACUGAGAGACACAUGGGAAAGGCAGUCAUCGACUGGGAAGCGGGGGCGGAGGUUCCGCUCCUCCUCCGCUUCAAGAAUACAAUUUCGAUCCGAAAGCAAGCUACGUCGUCGCCGGCGGCCUGGACGGCAUAGGUAGGAGCAUGACUUCGCGGUGUGCCAGCUGCGGCGCAAAGCGCCUCAUGUUAUUGUCAAGGUCAGGCUUAGCUCUGAGAGCGCGACAAAAUUACUCGAAGACCUCGCCGAUCAUAGAGCAAAUGCUUUUGUACCUGU
Annulohypoxylon truncatum is the source of this 956-nucleotide messenger RNA. RefSeq lists its product as uncharacterized. Lineage: Eukaryota; Fungi; Ascomycota; Sordariomycetes; Xylariales; Hypoxylaceae. Bases 348 to 818 code for a protein of 156 amino acids. Gene Ontology annotation, molecular function: oxidoreductase activity. The transcript has a single exon. The record is from RefSeq and is a predicted model, not a curated record.